AUAAAAGGAAAAAAAAAACCCUCCAGUAAAAGCCACCUUACAGUCUGUCCAAAUGGAGAUAACCAGGAAAAUAGACCAGGCUUCAUGCAGGUGAUGCCCAGGGAGACUAUGGAAACAGAAAGCAACCACACGCUGCUCACCGAAUUCGUCUUGGUGGGUUUCACGAGAGACCCAUUCCUGCAGACCAUCUUCUUGGUGCUUUUCUUGGCCUCCUACACCCUAACCAUGACUGGCAACCUGGGCCUCAUGACACUGAUCUGUCUAGAUUCCCACCUGCACACACCCAUGUACUUCUUUGUGGGCAACCUUUCCUUCCUGGAUGUCUGGUACUCCACAGUCUAUACUCCCCGGAUCCUGUUUGACUGCAUUUCCAGGGACAAGGCCAUGUCCCUCGCGGGCUGUGCUGCCCAGUUCUUCUUCUCGGCCGGCUUGGCCUACAGCGAAUGCUUCCUGCUGGCCGCCAUGGCCUACGACCGUUAUGUGGCCAUCUGCAGCCCGCUCCUCUAUGCCACAGCCAUGCCCUGGAAGCUCUGCGUCCAGCUGGUCACUGGCUGUUACCUCAUCGGCUUUGCUAAUGCCGUCAUACACACAGGCAACACCUUCCGCCUGCACUUCUGUGGGAGCAACGUGAUCGACCACUUCUUCUGCGAUGCACCCCCACUCGUGAAGAUGGCCUGCGAGGAUACCCGCGUCUACGAACUCCUUUUGGCUGCUGUCAUUGGCUGCAACGUGCUGGCAACCACCAUUCUCAUCCUUGGCUCCUACGCCGGCAUCGCAGCGGCCAUCACGGGCAUCCGCUCUGCCACAGGGCGCCGCAAGGCCCUCUCCACUUGCUCUGCCCAUCUUGUCUCUGUGUCCCUCUUCUAUGGCUCCAUCCUCCUCAUGUAUUGCCGACCCAGCUCCCAGCGCACUCCAGCAUGGGACAAGGCAAAUGCUCUGUUCUACACCGUCGUCAACCCGUUGGUCAACCCUUUGAUUUACAGCUUGCGCAACAAGGAUGUGAAGUCAGCCUCCAGGAAAGUCUUGGGGAGGUUUAUAGCACCCAAAUGA
Messenger RNA from Varanus komodoensis (Komodo dragon), 1050 nucleotides. RefSeq names its product olfactory receptor 9G4-like. The coding region runs from base 85 to 1050 and encodes 321 amino acids. The transcript has 2 exons. The record is from RefSeq and is a predicted model, not a curated record. Gene Ontology annotation, cellular component: membrane. Gene Ontology annotation, molecular function: olfactory receptor activity; odorant binding; G protein-coupled receptor activity. Lineage: Eukaryota; Metazoa; Chordata; Lepidosauria; Squamata; Varanidae. Gene Ontology annotation, biological process: G protein-coupled receptor signaling pathway; sensory perception of smell.